This is a messenger RNA of Aspergillus costaricaensis CBS 115574, 1041 nucleotides long. Its product is annotated as oxidoreductase, 2OG-Fe(II) oxygenase family. The record is from RefSeq and is a predicted model, not a curated record. Gene Ontology annotation, molecular function: iron ion binding; procollagen-proline 4-dioxygenase activity; L-ascorbic acid binding. Gene Ontology annotation, biological process: peptidyl-proline hydroxylation to 4-hydroxy-L-proline. Gene Ontology annotation, cellular component: endoplasmic reticulum. NCBI's taxonomy places the organism in Eukaryota, Fungi, Ascomycota, Eurotiomycetes, Eurotiales, Aspergillaceae. The transcript is spliced from 2 exons. The coding region runs from base 62 to 928 and encodes 288 amino acids.
GUUACGAUCCCCAGGUCACACAAAAAUCACCACCACCAAUGCCUCGGACCAAUUGACCAUUAUGCCCAAACUUUCCCUCUCCACCCUCCUCACCUCCCUCUUCUACCUCCUUCCGCUCUACCUCUUCGUCAUCGCUCCCCUCCUCCGCCAACUCUUCCCAGUAACCCAGGACAUCUUCGAUCCAGACACCGACGCAACAACAGAAAGCGACAUCUCACUGGACCCCGAGAUUCUCAGCCUCCCAGACGGAAUCAUCCCAACAUGUCCCGAAGACACCUACCGAGUCCACCUCCUCUCCAAGGACCCGCUAAUCAUCUACAUUGAAGAUUUCCUCUCCACCUCCGAAGCCGAUCACCUAGUAAAGAUAAGUGAACCAAACUACUCCCCCUCAAUAAUCUACAACGGCCAAACCACCAAAGUCGACCCCUCAACCCGACUCUCCGACCGCGCCCUCCUCCCCCGCGACAACACCGUCCGGUGCCUCGAAUCCCGCGCCGCCGCCUUCCAAGGCUGGAAACCACACCUCUACAUCGAGCGCAUGUGGGCCCAACGCUACAACGUCUCCGGUCACUACAAGCACCACUUCGACUGGGCGGGUUCUGUUGCCCGCGGCGGCGACAGACUCAGCACGUUCAUGGUAUACCUAGGCGAUGAGUGCGAAGGCGGGGGCACGAAUUUCCCCCGUCUGAAGAUGCCGCGCGGAGAACAGUGGUGUCGGUUUCUGGACUGCGAGAUGGCUCAGAAUGAGAAUGUAUCUGGGAUCACUUUCAAGCCUAUCAAGGGGAACGCCAUCUUCUGGGAGAACCUGAGGUCAGAUGGGACAGGGUAUCCGGAGACAUGGCAUGCUGCGUUUCCGGUCACUCAGGGGAUGAAGGUCGGGUUGAAUAUUUGGAGUUGGUAUCAGCCGCCGUCUAGAGGGAGGAGGUAAGUUCGGUGAUCGUAUUGGACUUUUGGGUAUAUUGGACAGAACGCCUGUGUUUGUAUAUUAUGUAUCAUCUAUGUCGUGUAUUUUAGUUGUAUCCUGGAACGAUAUAUAGCUCG